AUGGAUAACGAAUUGCUCCAGGAUAUCCCACAUCAGGUGCUGGAGACGCUAGAGGCAGGCACUGUUAGAGAACCGAAGAAUGACGACGUUGACGUACACAGCUCCGGUUUCAACGUCAACGGUAUACUGUCAUUCACUGGCUCGUGUAUGAUCAACUUGAUAUUACCAUUUUUCAAUGGUCUGAUGUUAGGAUUCGGUGAACUUUUAGCUCACGAAAUAUGCUGGAGAAAGAAUAUUUUCAACCGUUUGACCAACAAGGGCUAUAGGGUGUACCCACAGACAAGAAUCACAAGAGAAAGAGAAAGAAAUUCGUCAGCAGGGAAGUUUCUCUAA
This is a messenger RNA of Zygotorulaspora mrakii, 333 nucleotides long. It is a transcript of the gene MIM1, whose product is annotated as Mim1p. The record is from RefSeq and is a predicted model, not a curated record. Lineage: Eukaryota; Fungi; Ascomycota; Saccharomycetes; Saccharomycetales; Saccharomycetaceae. Gene Ontology annotation, biological process: mitochondrial outer membrane translocase complex assembly; protein insertion into mitochondrial outer membrane. The coding region runs from base 1 to 333 and encodes 110 amino acids. Gene Ontology annotation, cellular component: mitochondrial outer membrane. The transcript has a single exon.